AUAUUAAAGUACGGUUGGCAACCCUAUUAUCAGUAGUUGAUACGAAAAACAGUGGCCGUGUCAAGGUCAACCAACGGAGGGCAAACAGCAGCCAGUGCUAAAUGCCAGUUGAUUAUCAGUAUCGAAAGACACGAAACGUGUCUCCAAUUUAACUGUUAUACUGUCAUCCAAAAAUCAUCCAUAAACAACAACACAAUUUAGUGAUCCAAGCAUUGAUCACAAAGUGAAGUCCGGUACUGAACGAAAUCGUAUAAACGUAUCUGGGACUGUUUAAAUUGCGAAUUCGGCUACGUUCUUCGACACGGAGCACCUAUCAACUUUUGAGUUUCGGACGCAAAGUCAUAACUCCGUAUGGCAUUAACGUCAGACAAUUCAAUUUUUUACGGAUAGCAGCCUCGUCGUUAUACGACGUCAACGUCGUGCCUAUAAGUCUAGAGUGUGGAAAUCCCCGAGUGGUCGUAGUGCGGUGUGUGGCGCCAUGAUAAGUGGAGGCUGGGUGUGCGCCCUGCAUGUCCGCACAGCGGGACAAGGGGGCGCCGCUCUGGGCUCCGACGAGGAAGAAACUGUGUACCUCGCGUAUGUUGUCAUCGACGUUGUCACCAACCAGGUGUUGGGGGAACGGGAAUAUACAGUGCGACCCACAAUAAAACCCUCGGAGGAAUUACAAACUGGCCAACCGUUGGACGUAGUCGUGCAACAGUUCGACGAGUUCGUGCGGUCUCUACAAGUGGACCCCCACUCCCCCCUCUUUAGACUCGUCACAGACGGACAACCGCCGCUCAGACAGUGUCUCCACCCAGAGGCGUGCAGCAAGAACCUGGACCUGCCCUCAUACUACGCGCGCUUUCACGACCUGCGCAAGGAGUACGUACGGGCUUACACGCUGAGGGCCAUAAAUCCAAACGCGAAGCGCGCGCCUCCUCCACCUGACCAUCCCACAUGUCUACUAGACAUGCAAAACUAUUUAGAUAUAACUCCGCACGCCGGUGACAAUCUCUAUGCAGCACAAGUCAAAGACAUGACGAGCAUAAUACUAAGGAUAAUUGCUGACGGUUUUAGAUUAGAACUACCGGAAACGAUCGAUCUCGUAUUAGAAACUGGAAUUUGCUCAAAAGACGAUGAAAUAGACGGGAACUGCAUAGUGCGAGUGCGUGGUAUUCCGUGCCAAUCGUCAGAUAUAGACAUCGCCAAGUUUUUCCGUGGACUGAAUGUCGCUAAGGGAGGAGUAGCUCUGUGCCUCACUCCGCAGGGCAGGCGCAACGGCGAGGCGCUGGUGCGGUUUGUCUCGCAGGAGCACAGAGACCUGGCGCUCAAGCGACACAAACACCAUGACGGCCCGCGCACCGUCGAGGUAUGCCGAGCCUCAGGAGAUGAUUUCCUGCGAGUGGCGAGCGGCGCCACGUGCGAGGCGGUCGCGUUCCUGUCGCGAGGCGCGCAGGUUAUUGUGCACAUGCGGGAAGUGCCUUAUGACGCCACGUCGCAGCAAGUGUUGGAUUUUUUCUUAACGGGUGACAAUCCUGUAAACGUGCGCCACGGUGCUGAAGGGGUAAUGUUCAUGCGGCGUCCUGAUGGCCGGGCUACAGGAGACGCCUUCGUGCUGUUCGCGAAAGAAGAGGAUGCGCCCAAAGCGAUGUCGCGACAUCGGAAGCGCUUAGGGGAUAGAUACAUCCAGCUGUUCAGGUCUACCAUUGCCGAAGUGCAACAGGUGGUCAGCCGGUCGCUAGAGACGCGCAAGAACCGGCUACCAGUGGUGCCUCAACACAUCAUCACCUCAGGCACGGCCAAGGACUGCGUACGACUGCGGGGAUUACCCUUUGAGGCGCAAGUGGAAAAUAUUUUGACGUUCUUGGAUGAGUUUGCACAAAACAUCGUCACGCAAGGAGUUCACAUUGUAUAUUACGCUCAGGGCCAUCCGAGCGGCGAGGCGUUCAUCCAGAUGGACAGCGAGAGCAGUGCAUUCCAGUGCGCGCAGAACAAACACAAUCAGUUCAUGAGGUUCGGCAAGAAACAGCGGAGUAUCGAGGUGUUGCAGUGCUCAGGGGAUGACAUGGGCCUGGUGCUGACCGGCGGCGUGACCCCCGCGACGUCACCGGUACAUUGCCGUACCCGUGACUGUGUGUUAAGCUGAGUUCGAAGUGCCGAUUUUUAAAUAACACAGAUUGCCACAACACGAUUCAGCAUUAAAUAUUCACGGCGUGGUAGAAGCUAAAUGAACUCUUGACUAGCUCUAGCAUUAUUGUGUAUUUUUAUAGAUUCUUUAUGAAUAUAUUUUUAUUCAGGAUA
Messenger RNA from Bicyclus anynana (squinting bush brown), 2283 nucleotides. Its product is annotated as RNA-binding protein fusilli-like. The coding region runs from base 479 to 2128 and encodes 549 amino acids. Lineage: Eukaryota; Metazoa; Arthropoda; Insecta; Lepidoptera; Nymphalidae. Gene Ontology annotation, biological process: regulation of RNA splicing. The transcript has a single exon. Gene Ontology annotation, molecular function: mRNA binding. Gene Ontology annotation, cellular component: nucleoplasm; ribonucleoprotein complex. The record is from RefSeq and is a predicted model, not a curated record.